Molecule: messenger RNA, 4396 nt
Organism: Laetiporus sulphureus 93-53
Lineage: Eukaryota; Fungi; Basidiomycota; Agaricomycetes; Polyporales; Laetiporaceae
Product: P-loop containing nucleoside triphosphate hydrolase protein
Exons: 5
Coding region: 143-4255 (1370 amino acids)
Cellular component (GO): intracellular anatomical structure
Molecular function (GO): RNA binding; ATP binding
Source: RefSeq, a predicted model, not a curated record
UCACCGUGACCUUGCCGGCGGUCUUUACGACGCUCUCGCGUCCCACAUCCUGCCAUUCUCACCGGAUAGAACUUUCAGUGCGCAAGGUCAACGCGUAGGCGACUGGAAACAUCAGCACUCACAGAUCCUCGGGCAGCCACACAUGCGCCCUGCCUUUCUCCUGCGACAGAGGCGCAGCCUACUCAUGCCAUUAGACCCUUCCAAACGGUCCCCUUCUUUUGGAUCUCCUCUCAAGCGUCCUUUCCCCCAAUCCCGUUCCGUUUCCUCCUCUUCCUCGACUGCCGCAGACCAGGAAGCCCUUCGGCCAGGCAAGGUUCCAAAACUCGAAGACGCACAUUCCCCUACAAUUUUCGCGUCUUCUACGAGCACUCUGCCUUCUACUUCAGGUUCGUCGCGCCGCAAACCCAGUUCCUCUUUGCUCGCGCGCAUGCCUCCGACCGGACCCUCCCAGCUAUCCAGCGGUAAGGGGAAAAGAGGGAAGGCACAGGCGGCGUUGGCCUUGAAGGCACCUAUUUUAGAGCCCACGUAUGACUUGGAGUACAUCGAGGAGCACUAUAAGACGGAGCAGCUCAAGCAACAAUGGUUUGACAACCCAAAGGCAGCCGUAGCUAAUUGGAUGUCCAAUAAGUACAAGUCCACUCCAUUAUAUGAGUCAGUACAGGGUUUAAACAGCAAUCGGAAAGCGAUAUGGAGAACCACAGCACGAAUAGAUAUCAAAAACCUGCGGAUGGAAGCUUAUGGAGAUCAUCAGAACAGAAAAGAUUCAGAAAAACUUGCGGCAUUAUCUCUUUUGUAUCAACUAAUCGACGCAGGGCUGCUUGGACAGCCUAGUAAAGGCCGGCAGGCAGAGCUGGAGCCGGAACUCUCACCAAUGCAAGCUACGCUGUCUGAUGGGAGCCUGGUCGAUUUUGACAAGGGCCGACAGUUUAUGGACUACUAUUGUCGGCGCUUUGGUUUCGGCAAGCCGGAUAUCACAUCUGUUGCCUUGAACAGCAGGGGACAAAAGACUUAUUGGCAGGCGGAAAUGACGGUAGGCGGCAGGAAGAUUGGUUUUGCAACUGGUCCAAACAAGAAAGCUGCAUCGAUGGCCUGCUAUAUUGACGUCACGAAGUAUCUGGAAGAAUGCGACGCGAGCAUUUGGGAGGAAUUUCUCAAGGAUGCGAAGACUGGCAAAGAUCUUGGAUUGGCACCCAGAGUGUUGUUUUCGAUCGAUGACUCCCUGCAGGAGCAGGUAGAAGACCUGUGCGCGGAGAUCAGGAAGAGCACACUUUAUAAAAAACGCCCAAAGACAGAGAUGGCUCCCGGAGACGCUCCACCGGAACCUGAACAAUCUCAGAUCCCUACUGGACCUCGAUAUCCGGAUCGCAGACCUGUCUCGCCAGAGUUCUUGCGGAAAAAGUCCGAAGUUUUGAAGCAGAGGCGUGAUAGAUACCUGCAGGACGAGAAGAUGGCCAAAAUGCGAGAAACUCGAGCGGCACUGCCUGUCUACACGAAGUCGGAGGAGCUGCUGAAACAUAUACAGGAGCAUGAUGUGACUAUCUGUAUGGCUGCCACCGGUUCUGGCAAGACGACGCAAAUUCCUCAGCUCAUUCUGGAUGAGUGGACCGAGCGAGGGGAGGGCGCGAAGUGCAAUAUUGUUUGCACGCAACCUCGCAGAAUCGCUGCUAUCAGUGUCGCGGGUCGAGUCGCGAAGGAGAGGGGGGAGAACGUUGGUCGUGGGCAUUCGAUCGGUUAUCAGGUCAGGUUCGAGGCGAAUCUUCCAGACGAACACGGCGCGGUUACAUUCUGCACAACGGGGAUCUUCCUCAAGCGCAUGCAAUCCCAGCUGCUUGGGGGCGGCUCUGCCGGCAGGAGUCUGGACGACGUAACACACGUCCUCGUGGAUGAAGUUCACGAGCGCGACGUCGACACUGAUUUGUUGCUCGUCGUGCUCAAGCGUCUGCUCGCGGAUCGCAAAGCGCGCAACCUACCGAUUAAGAUCGUGCUCAUGAGCGCGACGAUCGACCCGAAGCUCUUCCAGGAAUACUUCCGCGAGGACGACGGCCAGCCGGCAAGCGUGAUCGACAUUCCGGGUCGUGCUUUCCCUGUGCAGAAGAAUUACCUCGAUGAUUAUGCUCAUAUGCUGGCGGGCCAUCACGACUCCGCAUGGGUGUUCCAGGAAAAGUCGGUGCAAAAAUACCUGCGGUUCCAGCUUGGAGACGAUGCGCCGGUGCCACGGCUUCCUGCUCCAAGCGGUAGGCCGCGCUCAAGUGAUGUAGUGUCGGAUGCAGAUGAUCACAGUGCCAAGGAUAUCAAGGACGAUGAGCUCGAGCUGCCGGUACCCUUCAUUGCGCUCACGAUAGCGCACGUGCUGAGGAAUUCGGAUGACGGGCAUGUUCUGGUGUUCUUACCUGGAUGGGACGAUAUCAUGGCGGUUCAACGAUGUCUAUUGAAUGCAAGAUCCUUGCUCGGGAUGAACUUCAAUGACCAGUCGCGGUACAGAAUUCACCUUUUGCAUUCAAGCAUUCCCGUGGCCGAGCAGCAGGCCAUCUUCGAGCCUCCGCCUGCGGGUAUCCGCCGCAUAAUCCUGUCCACCAACAUAGCCGAGACUUCUGUCACUAUCCCGGACGUCGUCUAUGUCGUUGAUUCCGCGAAGGUCAAGGAGCAGCGGUACGACCCCGAGCGGCACAUUUCGUCAUUGGUCUCUGCGUGGGUCGGCUCCUCGAACCUCAACCAGAGGGCUGGCCGUGCUGGCCGUCACCGCCCGGGCGAAUACUAUGGCAUCCUCAGCAAGCAGUUCGCGGAGAAGCUUCACCCAUACCAGUUGGUCGAAAUGAAGCGUGUAGAUCUGAGCAACGUCGUCAUGCAUGUAAAGGCGCUCAACUUCUCCGGCAUGACUGUGGAGGAGGUUCUGGCGGAAACUAUCGAACCCCCGGCUCCUGACCGUGUGGUAUCGGCUAUGAAUUCACUCCAAAUGGUCGGUGCACUUGACGAACAGCACAACCUCACAUCGCUUGGUCGCGUGCUUUUACAGAUCCCAAUUGACGUGCAGAUGGGUCGGAUGGUAUUGUUCGGCAGUUUCUUCCGUUGUUUGGACCAUGCUAUCACCCUCGCUGCAAUUCUGACCAAUCGGGAUCCGUUCGUCGCUCCAAUGCACCUGAAGGCUGAAGCAUCUGCCAAGAAGAACUCUUUUACGACCGAGGAUUUCCGCUCGGACGCGCUUGCCACACUAUAUGCUUAUAACGCCUGGUGGGACUUGCAGAAGCAAGGCAACUACGUUUCUGCGAACCGAUUCUGUUCAGAAAACUUCCUCGCGAAGCCUGCGCUCCUGACGAUUCAAAGGAUCAAGGAGCAUUUGCUGAAGUCUCUGUUCGACGCCGGGGUGAUCGACGUCUCCGCAGGUGGCGAUGUCGUUGGACCUGCAGGCCCAAGAAGAGGGGAUCGCUCCAUAGUCCCGUCGGCGUUGAACGUUAAUGCAAAUUCUCGGCCACUUCUCGCCGCUCUCAUUGCGAUUGCGACUCAACCGAAGUUUGCAAUCAGGACAGGCGGAAAAACAUAUCGCACUCAACAUGACAAGACUGUCUUCAUUCAUCCAUCUAGCGUGAAUCACCGGAAGCGUGAAAUCCUCGAAAACGAGCCGAACGCUGUGAUCACCGAGAAGCAGAUCAUUGCAUACGCGGAGAAGCGCCAGAAUAUAUCCGCAGGCUCGACUCAGGCUCAGAUGUUCCUGGUGACGACCACACGGCUGGAUCCGCUGACAUACCUCCUCUUCGGUGCAUACCAUGUCGAUGUGACUGCUCGAGGCUUGGAGUGCGAUGAGUGGCUUCCCAUCGUGGGAAGGGCUGAUGCUCUCGAUGAAGCGGAGCGGCUCAAGGUCAUGAUGGAGGCCUGCAUGCUGCGAGUUUUCGAGGGUAUCAUAGCGCGGUCGGUCACGCGAAGUAGACGAUCCGUACGUGCUCCUGGCGAUGAGCGCGAGUCUGAAUCCGGCGACGAGGAUGAGGGGCCUGUGGAUGGCUCGCUCAGUGGCAUCGAGAUCAAAGAGCUCGACUUGAUGACGCGCGACAUUGUCAACAUUUUGAACAACUACAGUCGGUAUCGCAUUGCCAACCAGUCGCACCACAAUUCGCGGCCUGGGACACCCAUGGACUCUCCGUCGUCCGGGCCCUCUCGUCUGCCGGGAUUCAGCGGCGGAUCGCGCUCCGGAUACUCGACACCGCACAACAUGGCAUACAAUUCGAGGCCUAGCACCCCUAGUCCAUUGUGGAAGAGGCUGUGAGCGAUGGUUGUUGUACGAGUGGCGUUGGAAUAUAGAUGUUCACUAUACAUAUGGUACAAUAAGUCGUGUAAAAGUAGAUUCACAUUUUGUUUUGUUAUGCUAAGGACAUACAGUAAUGCAUGUUUUUCACCGCUCUCUAUG